AUGGGUUUUCACUAUUUUAGUGAUAGUGGGUGUGGUGUAGAACCUGGCAUGGUGCGCUUAGGUAUAGCAGUAUAUGGAGUUCUUUCUGUAAAUAUCAUAUUUUUCGGGUUAAAACAUUCGAUUAAUACGACCUUCAUUCCAGUAGAAGGGUCUGAAAUCGUAUCUGGAGAUACGAAGCUAUUUUCUGAAUCAUUGAUUCAGGGGAUCAAGUCGAAUUAUUCCAAAGAAGCACAUCAGACUUUAACAAGUGUGUCCAUGCCACUUACUAACGGAAUUGGCAGCGAAAAAGUUAUCAAAAUAGGUAAAAAAAAGCUGAUCACUUGA
Messenger RNA from Phytomonas sp. Hart1, 324 nucleotides. The record is from the annotation of a GenBank genome assembly. Lineage: Eukaryota; Euglenozoa; Kinetoplastea; Trypanosomatida; Trypanosomatidae.